Messenger RNA from Manis pentadactyla (Chinese pangolin), 3879 nucleotides. It is a transcript of the gene SMPD4, whose product is annotated as sphingomyelin phosphodiesterase 4. The coding region runs from base 89 to 2692 and encodes 867 amino acids. Gene Ontology annotation, biological process: ceramide biosynthetic process; sphingomyelin catabolic process; glycerophospholipid catabolic process. The record is from RefSeq and is a predicted model, not a curated record. Gene Ontology annotation, molecular function: sphingomyelin phosphodiesterase D activity. NCBI's taxonomy places the organism in Eukaryota, Metazoa, Chordata, Mammalia, Pholidota, Manidae. The transcript has 20 exons.
ACCUUUGAGAUAGGGACCUCCGCACCCUGCCUCCGAGGUACCGGAGCGUUUCCCGCCAAGAUAGGGGGCGUGGUCCGCGCGCAGCUUGAUGACGACACUUCGGCGCCCGAUAUCCGAAUGGCGGCUUCCAUCUCUCAGGCUGGCUAUGCAAUGGAUCUCACAGUGGUUUCCUAAGGUGGCCGUUUUCAACUUUCUGCGGGAGGCUGCCAUGGCGUUCCCUCACCUGCAGCAGCCCAGCUUUCUCCUGGCUACCCUGAAAGCUGACUCUAUACAUAAGCCCUUUGCACAGCAGUGCCAAGACCUGGUUAAAGUCAUUGAGGACUUCCCCGCAAAGGAGCUGCAUGCCAUCUUCCCCUGGCUGGUAGAGAGCAUUUUCGGCAGCCUGGAUGGUGUCCUUGUUGGCUGGAAUCUCCGCUGCUUACAGGGACGCAUGAGCCCCGUGGAGUACAGCAUUGCUGUGGAAUUUCUAGACCCUGGUGGCCCAAUGAUGAAGUUGGUUUAUAAGCUUCAAGCUGAAGACUAUAAGUUUGACUUUCCUGUCUCCUCCCUGCCUGGCCCUGUGAAGGCGUCCAUCCAGGAGUGCGUGCUCCCCGACAGCCCUCUGUACCACAACAAGGUCCAGUUCCCCCCAGCCGGAGGCCUCGGCCUGAACCUAGCCCUCAAUCCGUUUGAGUAUUACAUGUUCUUCUUCGCUUUGAGCCUCAUCAUUCAAAAGCCGCUCCCAGGGGCCCUCCACGUCCGAACUUCAGACUGUGCCUAUUUCAUCUUGGUGGACAGGUACCUGUCAUGGUUCCUGCCCACAGAAGGCAGUGUGCUGCCCCCACUCGCCUCCAGCCCAGGAGUGCCCAGCCCCUCACCAGCUCCCCGGACCCCAGCCAUGCCCUUCGCCUCCUACGGCCUCCCCCACACAAGUCUCCUGAAGCGACACGUCUCCCAUCAGACGUCUGUGAACGCAGACCCCGCCUCCCAUGAGAUCUGGAGGUCGGAGACCCUGCUCCAGGUUUUUGUUGAAAUGUGGCUUCAUCAUUAUUCCUUGGAGAUGUACCAAAAAAUGCAGUCCCCUCACGCCAAGCUGGAGGUUCUGCACUACCGACUCAGUGUCUCCAGCGCCCUCCACAGCCCCGCCCAACCCAGCCUCCAGGCCCUGCACGCCUACCAAGAGGCGUUCACACCCACGGAGGAGCACGUGCUGGUGGUGCGCCUGCUACUGAAGCACCUGCACGCCUUUUCCAACAGCCUGAAGCCUGAGCAGGUCUCCCCCUCCGCCCACUCCCAUGCUGCCAGCCCCCUGGAGGAAUUUAAACGGGCCGCUGUCCCGAGGUUUGUCCAGCAGAAGCUCUACCUCUUCCUGCAGCACUGCUUCGGCCACUGGCCCCUGGACGCGUCAUUCAGAGCCGUCCUGGAAAUGUGGCUGAGCUACCUGCAGCCCUGGAGGUACGCGCCUGAGAAGCAGGCUCAGAGCAGUGACUGCCAGGCCAGAUGCGCUUCAGAGAGGUGGGCGCCCUUCGUGCAGGAGAACCUGCUGAUGUACACCAAGCUCUUCGUGGGCUUCCUGAGCCGCGCUCUCCGCACCGACCUGGUCAGCCCCAAAAAUGCACUUAUGGUGUUCCGAGUGGCCAAAGUCUUCGCCCAGCCCAACCUGGCUGAGAUGAUCCAGAAAGGGGAGCAUCUGUUCCUGGAGCCGGAGCUUGUCAUCCCGCACCGCCAGCACCGGCUCCUCGCGGCCCCCACGCUCACCGGCAGCUUCCUGUCCCCAUGGCCGCCGGCCGUCACUGACGCCUCCCUCAAGGUGAAGAGCCACGCCUACAGCCUGGAGGGCCAGGACUGCAAGUACACCCCGAUGUUUGGGCCCGAGGUCCGGACGCUGGUCUUGCGUCUGGCUCAGCUCAUCACACAGGCUAAGCAGACCGCCAAGUCCAUCUCUGACCAGUGCGGAGAGAGCUCAGCUGGCCGCCCCUUUCUGUCAUGGCUCGGCUUCCACUCCACAGACACAAACAGCUCCUACCCAGGCAACGACCUAGAUGACAUGGGGCAGGACAGCGUCCGCAAGACUGACGAGUACCUGGAGAAGGCCCUGGAGUACCUGUGUCGUGUGUUCCGACUCAGUGAGGCCCAGCUUGCCCAGCUCACGCUUGCCUCGGGGACGGCCCGGGAUGAGAGCGGAAAGAAACUGCUCCCAGACUGCACUGUUGGGGAGGACGGCCUUAUCCUCACGCCCCUGGGCCGCUACCAGAUCAUCAACGGGCUGCGAAGGUUUGAUAUCAAGUACCAGGGAGACUCGGAGCUGCAGCCCGUCCGCAGCUAUGAGAACGCCAGCCUGGUCCGUGUGCUCUUCCGGCUGUCCUCUGCCAUCAACCGCAGGUUUGCAGGCCAGAUGGCAGACCUGUGUUCCCGGGCCGACUUUCUUGGCAGCUUCUGUCGCUACCACCUCAUGGAUCCUGGGCUGGCAGACAGGCACCUGCUGAGUCCUGUGGGGCGGGGGCGGGCGGCCAGCUGUGCCCAGGGCCCCAGGCUCAGCCUGCGCUUCCUGGGCAGCUACCGGAUGCUGCUGUCACUGCUGCUGGCCUUCUUUGUUGCCUCUCUCUUCUGUGUCGGGCCCUUGCCCUGCGCCUUGGUCCUCACGCUGGGCUACCUCCUCUACGCCGUGGCCAUGACACUGCUGACUGAGCGGGCCAAGCUGCACCAGCUCUGACUGUGGGUUGGUGUUGUUUCCAGGCAGGCCGGCAGGCUGGCCACACGGCCACUCCCUUGCACCGGGGAGGACACCUCUGAACCUGAGCCCAGCCACCUUAAAGCUACUAGGGGUCAUUUUCCUGCAGCCUUGGAACCAUCUGCAAGAGAAUCUGAAACCAGAAGGGUGUGUGGUCCGGGCUUCGUAAGGAAGGAAUGGUGUCAGUGGGCCUGUGAACCUCAGGGGGUGACCCGGAUCUUGGCUGCCUAGUCCUCUUUCCUCCCCUCGGCCCGAGGCUCUGCCUUGAGAUGGCCCUCGAGGCCGUUCGCUUUCACCACCUUAGGAUUCAGCCAUGCAGAGCUCAGGAGGUGGUGUCUCCGCUGGGGGCCCCUUGGCCUCUGCCCUUACCUCCCUUGAGGUCAGUGUGGCAUGAGUCUUCCCUCCCCGGGUGCCACUGGGACGUAGCUCAGCCUUUGGCCCCAGAGAAGAAUCCAUGACCCUAGAAGAGAUUCCUGAGAAAACCGGAUGAUGGUCCUCUGAUUCCUAAUUUUAAAGCUAAAUUUUGCCAUCACGUUUGGCAGUGACAGGCCUUUGUGUUCUCCCAGCAAUUCUGAGGCUGGGUUGCACAAUUCCUCUUUUGAGGAGAAAAGGUCCUUUAGGAGCACAGGUGCUUGGGAGACAGUCUGCCACCUCAGCUCCUUUCUGUCCCAGGCCAUUGAGCACGCUGCUCAGUGGUGGCCCAGCAUCACCCCCUAUCCAGAACAGAAUCGCGUCUCCCUGGGCACCGGGGACCUGGCAGAGGCACUGGAGUCGGAUCCCACCAGCUUCUGCUCUGUAGCCAAAGAUGGUCAAAGCAUUGUUUCAUCUUCAAUAAAGUCAAGUGCUCAAAGACACAGUAAACACAGUAACCUUUUGAUAAUACCUAAACAUUCAGACUACAUGACAAUUACACGUUUACCAUCAAUAAUCAUCCCCAGGGGGCUUGAGUGCCCUCCGCCAUACAGAUGAUGCACUGGAGAAAAUAAGGCCUCAAUGGUGAUUUUCAAACCAGGCCUUUGUCUUUUUUUUUCCUUAAGUUUGCAAACUAAAUGCUGGGCUUUUUGUAUUUUGAUGUGAACUUGGAAUAAUGGCAUUUUGGGGCCUACAACCAAAAAUCAAACCAAAUUUGUCAUGACCAUGGACCUGAAUAAACCUGUUUUUAUUCCUGA